AUGACCAAUGAAGAACGUCGAUCAUGUAUAGAUAUAUGUAAAUAUUUUCAUGUUAGUACCCAACAAAUUUCAAAACGUUUUCUUGCUGAACUUGAUCGACAUAAUUAUGUUACACCAACAUCAUAUCUUGAAUUAAUAAAUACAUUUAAAACAUUACUUGAAAAACGUCGUUCAGCAUUAUUAUCAGCUAAAACACGUUAUGAAGUUGGUUUAGAAAAACUUGAAAAUGCUGCAUCACAAGUUGGUAAAAUGCAAAAAACUUUAGAACAAUUACAACCACAACUUGUUGAAAUGGAUAAAAAAGUUGAUGAAACAUUAGUUAUUGUUGAAAAAGAAAAAACUGAAGCUGUUCGACAAGAACAAAUCGUACGUGUUGAUGAAGAAAAAGCUAAUGAACAAAAAGCAUCAGCUGAUCAAAUUAAAGCUGAAUGUGAUUUAGAAUUAGAAGCAGCUAUGCCAGCAUUUAAACGAGCAACAGAAGCAUUAAAUACAAUAAAACCUGAACAAAUAGCUGAAAUGAAAGCUAUGAAAAAUCCACCAGGUGCUGUUAAAACAGUUAUGGAAGCUAUUUGUAUAUUACUUGGUGAACAACCUGAAAGAGUUGUUGAUCCAGCAACAGGUCAACGUAAAGAAGAUUGGUGGAAAACAUCUGUACGUGCUUUAGGUAAUCAAAAUUUUCUUAAAAGUUUACUUACUUAUAAACGUGAUGAAAUUCCACCAAAUUAUAUGAAACGUAUUCGUGAAAAAUAUGUACCAGAUCCAAAUUUUCAACCAGAUAAAGUUGAAACUGUAUCACAAGCUUGUGCUGGUUUAGCAAAAUGGACAUUAGCUAUGGAUAAAUAUGAUGUUGUUGCAAAAAUUGUUGCACCAAAAAAACAAGCUUUAGCUUCUGCUCAAGAUCAAGUUGCUAAAGCUGAAGGUAUUUUAUCAGAGAAGCGUGCACAUUUACGUACUGUACAAGAAAAAUUAGCUAUUUUACAAAAACAACUCGAUGAAAAUUUAGCAAAAAAAGAUGAAUUAUCUAAACAAGUUACGGAUUGUAAAACAAAAUUAAUACGUGCAGAAACUUUAAUUGGUGGACUUGGUGGUGAAAAAUCUCGUUGGAUGCAAGCUGCAAAAGAUUUAACACAACAAUAUGAUAAUCUUAUUGGUGAUAUUCUUUUAUCAGGUGGUGUUAUUGCUUAUUUAGGAGCAUUUACGGCUGUUUUUCGCCAAGAUAUGGCGCAUGAAUGGAAUAAAUUAAUUGAAGAAAAAAAUCUACCACGUUCAGCAUCAUUCACUCUUGUUGGUACUCUUGGAGAACCAGUUGUUAUUCGUGCAUGGAAUAUUGCUGGUUUACCAAGUGAUUCAUUUUCAGUAGAAAAUGGUAUUAUACUUAGUAAUUCUCGUCGAUGGCCAUUAAUGAUUGAUCCUCAAGGACAAGCAAAUAAAUGGGUUAAAAAUAUGGAAAAACCAAAAAAUUUACAUGUAAUUAAACCUUCUGAUUCGGAUUAUGUACGUGUAUUAGAAAAUUGUAUUCAAUUUGGUCAUCCUGUUUUAAUGGAAAAUGUUGGCGAAGAAAUUGAUCCAUUACUUGAACCAUUACUACUUAAACAAACAUUUAAACAAGGUGGUAGUUUAUGUAUUAAACUUGGAGAUUCAGUCAUUGAAUAUUCACCUGAUUUUCGUUUUUAUAUGACAACAAAAUUACGUAAUCCACAUUAUUUACCUGAAACAGCUGUUAAAGUUGCAUUACUUAACUUUAUGAUUACAUUUGAAGGUCUUCAAGAUCAACUUUUAGGUAUUGUUGUUGCACGUGAACGUCCAGAAUUAGAAGAAGAAAAAAAUUCCUUAAUUAUUCAAGGAGCUGAAAAUAAACGAAUGUUAAAAGAAAUUGAAGAUAAAAUUCUUGAAGUUUUAAGUGCAUCAUCUGGAAAUAUUCUUGAAGAUGAAGCAGCUAUUAAUGUUCUAUCAAGUUCAAAAGCAUUAGCUAAUGAUAUUAGUGAAAAACAAUUAAUUGCUGAAGAAACAGAAAAAAAAAUUGAUGCUGCUCGAUUAGGUUAUACACCCAUUGCUGUACAUUCAACAAUUCUGUUUUUUUCAAUAGCUGAUUUAGCUAAUAUUGAACCAAUGUAUCAAUAUUCUUUAUCAUGGUUUGUUAAUUUAUUUGUAGCAUCAAUUGAAAAUUCCGAAAAAUCUGAUAUAUUAGAAACACGUUUAGUUAAUUUACGUAAUCAUUUUACAUAUUCAUUAUAUAGUAAUAUAUGUCGUUCAUUAUUUGAAAAAGAUAAAUUAUUGUUUUCAUUUUUACUUUGUGUUAAUUUACUUAAAUAUGAAAAAAAAAUUAAUGAAGAUGAAUGGAGAUUUUUAUUAACGGGUGGUGUAGCUUUAUCAAAUACAUUUUCAAAUCCAACAGCAUGGUUACCACAAAAAUCAUGGGAUGAACUUGUUCGUCUUGAUGAAUUAGUACGUUUUAAAGAUAUAAGAAAAAAUUUUCUUGCACAAAAAGAUGCUUGGAAAAUUGUUUAUGAUUCAGCUGAACCACAUAGAGAAAAAUUUCCUGAUCAAUGGCAAAAUAGUUUAGAAGAUUUUCAACGUAUGUGUGUUAUACGUUGUGUAAGACCAGAUAAAGUUUUACCAUCUGUACAAGAUUUUGUACGUGAUCAUUUGGGUGCGAAAUAUAUUGAACCGCCACCAUUUGAUUUAACUAAAUCAUAUCAAGAUUCAACAUGUACAACACCAAUUAUAUUUGUUUUAUCACCUGGUUCCGAUCCAAUGUCAUCAUUGAGUAAAUUUGCAGAUGAUAUGGGUUUUGGUGGCGCUAAAAUGCCAUCUCUUUCAUUGGGUCAAGGACAAGGCCCAUAUGCAGUACAAAAUAUACAAAAAGGUAUUAAAGAAGGCAAUUGGGUUGUAUUACAAAAUUGUCAUUUGGCACCAUCAUGGAUGCCUCAACUUGAAAAAAUUUGUGAAGAAUUUAAUCCUGAUACAAUACAUCCAGAUUUUCGUCUUUGGUUAACAUCAUAUCCAAGUAAACAAUUUCCUGUAGCUAUAUUACAAAAUGGUGUUAAAUUAACAAAUGAAGCACCAAAAGGUUUACGUUUUAAUCUUUUACGAUCAUAUUUCAGUGAUCCAAUUAAAGAUCCUGAAUUUUUUGGAAAUGCUAAAAAUCCACGUGCAUGGAAAAAACUUCUAUUUGGUCUUAGCUUUUUCCAUGCCUUAGUACAAGAACGACGAAAAUUUGGACCACUUGGAUGGAACAUUCCAUAUGAAUUCAACGAAACUGAUUUACGUAUUUCAGUACAACAAUUAAAUAUGUUUCUUAAUCAAUAUGAUGAUGUUCAAUUCGAAGCUAUUCGUUAUUUAACAGGAGAAUGUAACUAUGGUGGUCGAGUCACCGACGAUUGGGAUCGUCGAACAUUAAAAACUUUACUAGCAAAAUUUUAUUGUCCAAUUAUAAUCGACUCAGAUGAUUUUCGUUUUGAUGAAAGUGGCCUUUAUUAUGCACCAUUAGAUGGUGAUUAUGAUUCAUAUAUGACUUAUAUUAAAAAUUUACCAUUAAAUGCUGAUCCAAAUAUAUUUGGUUUUCAUGCUAAUGCUGAUAUAACAAAAGAUCAAAAUGAAACAAAUCAAUUAUUUGAAAAUAUUCUUUUAACACAGGCAAAAGGAUCUUCAGGUAGUGUUGGCAAGACACCGGAUGAUCUUGUUAGUGAAGUAGCUGCUGAAAUUCUUGCAAAAUUACCACCAAAUUAUAAUAUUGAAAUGGCUAUGCGAAAAUAUCCAACUGAAUAUAAACAAAGUAUGAAUACUGUACUUGUACAAGAAAUGGGUCGAUUCAAUCGACUUUUAUCAACUGUUCGUCAAUCAUUAAUCGAUGUACAAAAAGCAAUUAAAGGUCUUGUUGUUAUGUCAGCUGAUUUAGAAGAAGUAUUUAUGUCAAUGCUUAAAUCGAAAAUUCCUGAAACUUGGAAAAAGAAAUCUUAUCCAUCGUUGAAACCACUUGGUUCAUAUGUUCUGGAUUUUAUUGCUCGACUUAAAUUUCUUCAAAAAAUGUUGUCAGCAGUAACGCGACCACGUGUUUUGUCGUUACUUGGUGCAAUUCAACAUACAAAUCAGUGUUGUCCAAGUCAUGGAGGUGGACUUAAAAGUGAUUAUGCUUUUGAAAUGGCAUGUUCAACAAUACGAUUUGGUCCAGGUGUUAUUGCUGAACUUGGAUGUGAUCUUCAAAAUUUAAAUUGUUCAAAUAUUGCUCUCUUUACCGAUGAACGUAUACGAAAAUUAAAAUCAUUUGAAAAUGUUCUUCGUUCAUUAGAAACAAAAAAAAUAAAAUAUGAUAUAUUUGAUAAAAUACGUAUUGAACCAACAGAUACAAGUUUUAAAAGUGCAAUAAAUUUUGCAUGUCAAGGACAAUAUGAUGGUUAUGUUGCUGUUGGUGGUGGUUCAGUUAUGGAUACAUGUAAAGCAGCAAAUCUAUUUGCAUCAUCACCUAAUAAAGAAUCAACAGAUUUUCUUGAUUAUGUUAAUCCACCAAUUGGUAAAGGUUUACCUGUACGACAUCCACUUAAACCGUGUAUUGCUGUACCAACAACAGCUGGUACUGGUAGUGAAACAACAGGUGUUGCUAUAUUUGAUUUUGAAGAAUUACAUGCUAAAACUGGUAUUGCUCAUCGAUCAAUGAGACCAACACUUGGUUUAAUUGAUCCAGAUUUUGUUCAAACAAUGCCAUCACGUGUAGCAGCUAAUUCAGGUUUUGAUGUACUUUGUCAUGCUAUUGAAUCAUAUACAGCUAUACCAUUUAAUCAACGUACACCAAAACCGCGUGAUCCUAUUGAACGACCAACAUAUCAAGGUUCAAAUCCUAUAAGUGAUAUAUGGUCAAUACAAGCAUUACGUACUGUUGCUAAAUAUCUUAAACGUUCAAUAGAAAAUCAUCAUGAUGAUCAUGAAGCACGUAAACAAAUGCAUUUAGCAUCAACAAUGGCUGGUAUUGGUUUUGGUAAUGCUGGUGUUCAUCUUUGUCAUGGUCUGUCUUAUGGUAUAUCGGGUAAUGUACGUUCAUAUCAUGCAAAAGAUUAUCCAACAGAUCAUCCAAUUAUUCCACAUGGUCUAUCGGUUGUCGUAACUUCACCAGCUGUUUUUGAAUUUACAGCAUCAGCAUGUCCUGAACGUCAUUUAGAAGUUGCAUCAAUAUUAGCAACAGGUGGAGAAACAAAAAAUAAAUUUCUUAAUCAUUCACAUAAAGAUGCUGGUAAAAUAUUAGCUGACAUAUUACGUCAAUUGUUACAUGAUGUUCAUGUUGAUGAUGGUUUAAAAGCUUUCGGUUAUACAAAUAAUGAUAUACCAGCAUUAGUUAAAGCAACAAUACCACAACAGCGUGAUUGGUACGAACAAGGUGUACCUAGUUGUUUAUGGAUUAGUGGAUUCUUCUUUACACAAGCUUUUCUCACUGGUGUUCAACAAAAUUAUGCUCGAAAAUAUACAAUACCUAUUGAUCUUCUUGCAUUUAAUUAUGAAGUUAUGGAUGAUAAAGAACCUAGUAAAGCACCCGAUGAUGGAGCUUAUAUAAAAGGUUUAUUUCUUGAAGGUGCUCGAUAUGAUAGAAAAACACGUAAACUUGCUGAGUCUCAACCAAAAGUAUUAUUUGAUACAAUGCCUGUAAUAUGGAUUUGUCCAGCUAAACGAGAUGAAUUACAACAGAUACCAUCUUAUACAGCACCUGUUUAUAAAACAACAGAACGACGUGGUGUUUUGUCAACAACAGGACAUAGUACAAAUUUUGUGAUAGCAAUGAAAAUUCCAUCUGAUAAACCAGAAGAACAUUGGAUUGGACGUGGUGUAGCCAUGAUAUGUCAACUUGAUAAUUAA
This is a messenger RNA of Rotaria sp. Silwood2, 5841 nucleotides long. The record is from the annotation of a GenBank genome assembly. Lineage: Eukaryota; Metazoa; Rotifera; Eurotatoria; Philodinida; Philodinidae.